Molecule: messenger RNA, 4433 nt
Organism: Tribolium castaneum (red flour beetle)
Lineage: Eukaryota; Metazoa; Arthropoda; Insecta; Coleoptera; Tenebrionidae
Gene: Mcm6
Product: Minichromosome maintenance 6
Exons: 6
Coding region: 110-2491 (793 amino acids)
Biological process (GO): double-strand break repair via break-induced replication; DNA replication initiation; mitotic DNA replication
Cellular component (GO): nucleus; MCM complex
Molecular function (GO): single-stranded DNA binding; ATP binding; single-stranded 3'-5' DNA helicase activity
Source: RefSeq, a predicted model, not a curated record
CCGUCUGGCGGGUAAAAAUGUAUGGUUAUGUUCGUAGUCACUUUCCCGCCUUUUUUGCGUUAUUGUUUACUCUGUUUUUCCCGAAUUUUUCGUUCUAAAUCGCUAAAACAUGGAUGUAGCCAACGUCCAGGUCGGCCAGAGGCAACACCAGGAUGAAAUCGGUGUCAGGUGCCAGAAAUUAUUCCAGGAUUUCUUAGAAGAAUUUAAAGAGGACGGCGAAAUCAAGUAUUUGGAGCCGGCUAAGGAGCUCCUCAACCAAGAGCGCAGCACUAUUGAAGUCAGUUUUGAAGAUUUAGAGAAAUAUAACCAAAAUCUUGCAACGACCGUUAUCGAGGAGUAUUACCGGAUUUACCCUUAUCUUUGCCAAGCCGUCUCUAAUUUCGUUAAAGACCGCAGCGAUUUGAAAAAAGAUAAAGAGUGUUAUAUCAGCUUUGUUGAUGUUCCAACAAGACACAAAGUACGAGAAUUGAAAACUGAGAAAGUUGGGACUUUGAUUCGGAUCUCAGGACAGGUUAUCAGGACUCACCCUGUACACCCUGAACUGAUUUUGGGGACUUUCGUCUGUUUGGAUUGCCAAACUGUCAUUAAAGAUGUUGAGCAACAAUUUAAGUUUACUAAUCCGACGAUUUGUCGCAACCCUGUUUGCAAUAACAGGAGACGCUUUAUGCUAGAUGUGGACAAGUCCCUAUUUGUGGACUUCCAGAAAGUCCGGAUACAGGAAACUCAAGCCGAGUUGCCAAGGGGGUGCAUUCCGAGGUGUGUUGAGGUGAUUUUAAGAGCCGAAAAUGUGGAAACAGUCCAGGCCGGCGAUCGUUAUGACUUCACGGGGACUCUCAUCGUGGUCCCGGACGUGGGGGCUUUGGCUCUUCCUGGGGCGAAGGCUCAGAUCAACUCGCGUCACAAGGGUGGUGACGAUACUGAAGGGGUUAGGGGUCUCAAAGCCCUAGGAGUGCGUGAUCUUCAUUACAGAAUGGCGUUUCUCGCGUGUAGUGUUCAGCCCACUAACCCCAAAUUUGGGGGUAUUGAGAUGCCUCUUAAUGAGAUUACUCCCGAAAUUAUGCGACAGCAGAUGACAGAGGGCGAGUGGAAUCACAUGUAUGAGAUGAGCCACGACAGGAAUUUGUAUCAGAAUCUCAUCAAUAGUUUAUUUCCGAGUAUUCACGGGAAUGAGGAGGUCAAAAGGGGGAUACUUUUGAUGCUGUUUGGGGGAGUUUCCAAGACGACAGUUGAAGGGACAACCCUUCGGGGCGACAUCAACUGCUGCAUAGUGGGCGACCCCAGCACUGCCAAAUCGCAAUUUCUGAAACAAGUUUCGGAAUUUUCCCCUCGUUCUGUCUACACUUCGGGCAAAGCCUCCUCGGCUGCAGGUCUCACAGCCGCUGUGGUGCGCGAUGAAGAAUCCUCCGAUUUUGUGAUCGAAGCUGGCGCUCUAAUGCUUGCCGAUAAUGGCGUUUGCUGUAUUGACGAAUUCGACAAAAUGGACCCACGUGACCAGAUCGCGAUCCACGAAGCCAUGGAACAGCAAACGAUCUCAUUGGCCAAAGCCGGAGUGCGGGCCACGCUUAACGCCCGCACCUCCAUCCUAGCUGCAGCCAAUCCCAUUGGAGGGCGCUACGAUCGCGCCAAGUCGCUCCAACAGAACAUCGCGCUAAGUGCGCCAAUCAUGUCCCGAUUUGAUUUGUUUUUUAUCCUAGUUGAUGAGUGUAAUGAGGUGAUUGAUUAUGCUAUUGCGCGGAAGAUUGUGGAUUUGCACAGUAAUGUGGAGGAGGCCCUCGACCGGAUUUACUCAAAAGAGGAGGUUUUGCAGUAUAUUUCGUUCGUGCGGAGGUUUAAGCCAAUCAUAAGUCCCGAGGCUGCGGAGUUGCUUGUGAGGCACUACAACCAUUUGAGGUUGAGGGACACCACAACUAGUGGUAAAUCAACUUGGCGGAUUACAGUACGCCAACUUGAAAGUAUGAUCCGAUUGGCGGAAGCCAUGGCCAAGAUGGAGAUUUCCGACGAAGUCCAACCAAAACACGUCAAGGAGGCGUACCGCCUACUUAAUAAAUCCAUCAUCAGGGUGGAACAACCCGAUAUACACCUCGACGAAGACGCAAAUGCGCCAAUGGUAGAGGACGACUCGGAAACCAUGACUCAGGAAACUGAGCCGCAACCAAUCAGGAAGAAGUUGCAGCUGAGUUUCGAGGAUUACAAAGUUUUGAGUAACAAGAUCGUGGUGUUUAUGCGACGGGAGGAGGCGAGGAGGGAUGAGGAGAACGAGGAGGGGAUCAGGAGGAGUGAUUUGGUGGAGUGGUACUUGAAUCUGAUUGCGGAGGAUAUUGAGUCCGAGGAGGAGUUGUUGGAGAAGAAGGAGUUGAUUGAGAAAGUUAUAGACCGGUUGAUUUAUCACGAUCAAGUUAUUAUUCCCUUGACGAGGACGGGGCUUGGGAGGGAUCAGCAGGAGGAGGAGGAUGCCAUGUUGGUGGUUCAUCCCAAUUAUAUUAUCGAUUGAGUGUACCUAUUUUUUUUAAUAAAAGUUAAGUACUAAUAAGUUUUUUAAUAAUUUGCCCCUUUUUAAGUUUUACUCCAUAAUUUUGGAAAAAAACAAACGAGAAUAACUUACCAAGUGUUAUCAUUGGUAGACUAUUUUUUUCUAGUAUUUUAUUUUAAUUGGAAAACAGUUGAUAAUAAAGGGCUUUUUGAUUUUACUUAAGCACCCAAACAGUAGUAACAGUUAUUGUUAAAUAAUAUUGCUUUUUUAAUGGAGAGUACAAGAAGUUUUUUGAAACAAAUGACAAAUGACUAAUUUUUAAAAACAUCAAUUGAAUCAACAUUGGUUUUUUAUCUUCAGAACAAUGUAAUUGGGGAUAAAUUUUGAAAUUUUUAAAUGAGUACCGAUCUGGUCAGCUGGAAUCAGUAUUAUUGGUUGCAUAUUAACAAAAAUUCAGAAAUAACUCAUUAUUGACUCACCCUGUAUAAACCCCUAAGAUAAUAAAUUGUUCUCAAUUUUUUUCGGGAUACUUUUAGCGCACCCUUAGAUGUUAUUGUAUUUAUUUUGAAGGUUACUUAUUUAAUUUUUUUUAAGGCACUUUAUUGCAGCAAUUUUUUUGUAUAAAAGAUUAUGCUCUAAAAAUGACUUCUAAUUUAAUAAUAUUAUUUUUCAAUCAGUGUUUUUUUUAAUAAUUGAUUUACAUUGUGUUCCGAGCUUACUACGACGAUUUUCCGAAUUUGGCCGAAGAGAUUUUUGAAAAACCUUGAGCUCGGAACACAACUUUAGUAAUUCAUUAAAAUUACACAAUUUUAAAAACAAAAUUAUUGAUUUAGAGGUGAUUUUUAGAGCAUAAUCUUUUACCAAAAAAAAUCGCCGUAGUAGGGUGCCAUUUGAAAAAAAUAUAUUUUUUUGGAUAACUCAAAAACUAAACGGAAUUUCGAAAAAAAAUUUUCUUGAAAAGUAAUCACAUUUUAAAAGUAGUUGAUGAUGUACUAAUUAUUUUUUUCGUAAGGUACAUAGUUUAGGCAAAAAACGCUUGGUUCCAUACUUUUGCCCAACCCUGUAUAAUAAUAAUUGACAGCAUAAAUAAAACUUAAUAAUAAAACGAGCUUAAUAAAAUUGAUAUUACAGGAAGCGCUGUUUUGUCAUUUAAUAAUAAUUAAAUAUUUUCAACAGUUUUACCCAAGGAUGGAGGAUGAAUUUAAAAAAAAAACGCACAAAAAAAUAAAAUAAAGAUAAUUAUAUCUAUUCAUUGAUAUGAAAUCUGUACGUUCACGGACUGAGUGUGCCGAAGGUCAAAAAGAUGUUUUUUAGCCGAAACCAAAGUUUUAUAUUCUUUAAAAACAGGAAAAAAAGAAAUUUUGAAUAAAAAACCUUAAAAACCGUAUAGAAUCUUUCAAAAAAUGUUUUGUGUGUAAGCAAAGAUGUUUUUUUGUCCUAAAAAACAUGGAAAACAUUCUUUUUUUUUACUUUUAAACAUUUCCUGCAUAAAAGCCUUUUUUAAUUUUAUCUUUGUCAAUUAUAAUAGUUGACACAGAUAGAUCAGCUUUGAUCUCAUUUAUACAUAACCAUAUAUUACUUAAUAGCUUUUUUAUCAAAAGAUAAGGCCUGAAGUGUUAAAAAUUGGAAGCUUUGGACAUAAAGUCACGCAUUAUCAGAUUUUUUGGUAGAAUUUAUUGAUGUUUUUUUUUCACAAAAUUAUGGAAAGUUUUCGAAAAACUGUUUAUAUUAAUACAUUUUUGCGCUAGUUUUUGUUCAAAAUGCUCAUGAAACAACAUUUGGAAGACUGCCCAUCACUUUGUCGCGUUUAGCCUUAGCGCAGAUCAAUAAACCCGCCAUGCGAGCAAACCUUCCAGUAUUGUACAAAUUACCUGUUGGUACACUAUUUUUUACCUAUUACAACAAAUCAGUUGAUCUAGAUUAAGCUUUAUACUUGAAUAAUUUAUCCCAAAUUAAAAUCUAG